Messenger RNA from Antechinus flavipes (yellow-footed antechinus), 1055 nucleotides. Its product is annotated as general transcription factor IIF subunit 2-like. Gene Ontology annotation, cellular component: transcription factor TFIIF complex. Bases 1 to 789 code for a protein of 262 amino acids. The transcript has a single exon. Lineage: Eukaryota; Metazoa; Chordata; Mammalia; Dasyuromorphia; Dasyuridae. Gene Ontology annotation, biological process: transcription by RNA polymerase II; transcription initiation at RNA polymerase II promoter. The record is from RefSeq and is a predicted model, not a curated record.
AUGGCCGAGCGCAGAGAGUUCGACUUGACCGGGGCCAAACAAAACACCGGCGUGUGGCUAGUGAAGGUUCCUAAGUAUUUGUCUCAGCAGUGGGCCAAAGCCUCAGGAAGAGGAGAAGUAGGAAAGCUGAGAAUUGCAAAGAAUCAAGGAAGGACUGAGGUAUCUUUUACCUUGAAUGAGGAACUUGCAAAUAUCCAUGAUAUUGGUGGAAAACCUGCUUCUGUUAGUGCUCCCAGAGAACAUCCGUUUCUCUUGCAAAGUGUGGGAGGACAGACAUUGACAGUCUUUACAGAGAGCUCAUCAGAAGGCCAGCCUGAAGAAAAUUCUGAGAGCGAUAAUAAUGAUAAACUUUCAUUGGAGGGAAUAGUGGUACAACGUGCUGAAUGCAGACCUGCUGCCAGUGAAAACUAUAUGAGAUUGAAGAGGUUACAGAUAGAAGAAUCUUCAAAACCUGUAAGAUUAUCACAGCAGCUGGACAAAGCUGUUACAACAAAUUUUAAACCUGUGGCUAAUCAUCAAUACAAUAUUGAAUAUGAGAAGAAAAAGAAAGAAGAUGGAAAGCGGGCUAGAGCUGAUAAGCAACAGGUUUUGGACAUGUUGUUUUCAGCUUUUGAAAAACAUCAGUAUUACAAUAUUAAGGAUUUAGUGGACAUCACCAAACAGCCUGUGAUAUACCUGAAGGAAAUCUUGAGAGAAAUAGGCAUUUACAAUGUUAAGGGAACCCACAAAAAUACCUGGGAACUGAAGCCAGAGUACAGACAUUACCAAGGAGAGGAUAAGAGUGAUUAGGAAGACCUCAUCCAUAUGCCCACAAGAAGCUGAUGAUAGGGUGGGCUUGACUGUACUAAGCAAACCCUGCAGCCUUCCUCAAAACUUUGAGCAGUCUGAAGAUUCCAACACUCCAUGAAGCCAUUACUGAUUCUCCCAGCUGAUAGUGCCUCCCUCCAAUUACCCUCUAUUGAUUGUAUAUAUAUUUAUAUGCUUAUUUUUGUAUAUUGUCAUAUAUGUAACAAUACUAUCUCUCCCUAUAGACUUGAGGACUGAGACCGGUUCAU